This is a messenger RNA of Aspergillus lentulus, 1389 nucleotides long. RefSeq names its product histidine phosphatase family protein. Lineage: Eukaryota; Fungi; Ascomycota; Eurotiomycetes; Eurotiales; Aspergillaceae. Gene Ontology annotation, molecular function: acid phosphatase activity. Gene Ontology annotation, cellular component: fungal-type cell wall. The record is from RefSeq and is a predicted model, not a curated record.
AUGGUUCGCCAUUAUGCGCAACUCCUGGUCUUAAUCCCAGCGACCACCGCAACACUGCUAUUCUCGCAGCAAACCCUUGAUGGAAACAACAUCCUCAAACACAAUGGCGCAAUGGGACCAUACGUGGACCGCAGCAACUACGGGAUCAAUCGCGACCCUCCGGCAGGCUGUUCAGUUGACCAGGUGAUCAUCAUCAAACGCCAUGGGGAGCGAUACCCUCUCGCAAGCGAAGGGCCAAAGAUAGAAAAGGCGUUGCAAAAGGUCAAGAACGCCGUGUUCGACGAGCCACACGCCGAUGGUGAUCUGAACUUUGUCAAGAACUGGACCUACUUUGUCCCUUCAAGUUGCUACUAUGACAAGGAAACCACCAUUGGACCGUACAACGGUAUUCAGGACGCCUAUAAGCACGGCAUGGAUGCACGCAACCGAUACGGCCACCUCUGGGACGAAGAGACGAUUGUGCCUCUGUUCGCCAGCGACGCCGGCCGCAUCGUGGACACGGCUCGAAUGUUCGGGGAAGGGUUCUUCGGUGAUGACGAGUAUAAGACGAAAGCGGCUAUCAAUAUCAUCUCCGAAUCGGCUCGUCAGGGCGCGAAUGCCCUAUCGCGUACGUGUCAUGCUCGCGACCAGCAUGCGCAGCGCAUAUGCGAUGCAUGGCCGCAGUCGUUGCCCCAGCUUGAGGGUGCGGCGCAGCGGCUCAACGCCCAGUAUCCCGGUCUGGACUUGACGUCCACGGAUAUAUUCUGGUUGAUGACAAUGUCAUCCUAUGAACCCAGCGUCCGUGGACAUUCGGAUUGGACAGGAGUGUUCACCAUGGAUGAAUGGGUCAGCUUUGCGUACAUCUGGGAUCUACACUUUUACUAUUGCGCCGGACCUGGAAAUAACAAGAUGCGUCCAGUUGGCUCCGUGUACGUCAACGCCAGUCUCGCUCUUCUCGAGCAGGGACCUUCGUCCGGCACCCUCUUCUUUAACUUUGCACAUGAUACCGAUAUCACCCCCAUCAUCGACUCACUGGGUAUCCUAAACCCACCCGAAGAUCUCCCAACUGACCGUGUCGCCUUCGGCCAUUCAUGGUCGAGUAGUGAGCUGGUGCCAAUGGGCGGCCAUCUCACCAUGGAGCGACUGAGUUGCAACGCCACGGCCAUCUCGCCUGCGGGAAUAUAUGUCCGAUUAGUCUUGAACGAAGCAGUGGUGCCGUUCCGUGCCUGCCAGUCUGGACCAGGCUAUUCCUGUCUCUUGGAGGAGUAUGCCUCGAUCCUGAGGCAAGAUUUACCGGAUUAUGUCUCGGAGUGCGAGAUCCCAGAGUCGGAUCCUCAGCAUUUGGACUUCUGGUGGGAUUAUAGUACGACAACUAAGGAUAAUUACCGUGAUGAGACGAAGUGUGAUUAG